AUGGCACCGUCUUAAUCAGGAAGUGGAGAAAACAACUAAGAAGAAUAAGUUGGAUAAAAUCCCUUAUUUCUGUUACUUUGACGCGAGUGUUCUUUUAAAAUCAGCCGGUGUGCCCGUGGUUUGGAUUGAGAAUAAGAAACAUAUUGACGGUCAUGGAAAGCGUUUGCCCUUGUUAGAAGUACUAUCUCAGACACAGCCAACGCGUGUGCGGCAGUCGGAGGGUGCAUAGCCUAAGUCAGCUGGUGGUCAUGUGUGAAGCUCUGGUCUGAUGCCCACCCUGCCCUCAGCGCUGGCCAUGGACGGGGAGAACUACCUGCAUCCAGAAGGCCCUCAGCUGGACAGCAGCUUGUUCUCUGUGGCCACCUCUAACAUGGAGAGUUCAAUAUAUGCCUCCUCUGGUUCCUGGGGACCCUAUCAGCAGGCUGGAUACAGCAUACACUGCCCUAUGCAAUCUGGAAACCAGCAAUACCACUUGAACAGCAGCACUACCACCACCACUCCGGAUGUGCCCAUGGACAUGUACUCGGGAUUCCCUGACGUGGACUUUGGCCUCAACCUCGCUAGGAAUGGAGACUUCUCUCAGGACCUGUCCUGCAUUGAUGAACUCUCCACAAACUCUCUGUUCUCCUCUCCGGCUGACUCCCUGUCGGAGUAUGCUGAUGCCCAGCCCUUCAUCAGCCCAGACAACCUGAACACAGUGCCCACCCUCUGGGACAUCAACACUAGUACCACCACUGCACCAGCACAGAGCCAGUUAGAGCUGAAUGGCACCAGCAGGUUUCAUGGCUUGGCCAGUUUGGAUGAUAUAACUGCUAUUAUCAGCACCCCACCUUUAGGAGGAUUCCAGCCACAGAGAACCCAGUCACCCCCAGAGGAGGAAGAGGAUGCUGAGGAAGAGGAGACAGAGGAACUGGGACAUGUAGACACAUAUGCUGAGUACAGACCUUCCAAAUCCACUAUAGGAAUUUCUCAUCCUGACAUAGUGGUGGAGACCAACACGCUAUCCAGUGUCCCUCCUCCUGACAUCACAUACACUUUGUCUAUCCCUGAGGCAACUAUUAACCGUGGCCUACUGUCAGCUCUGCAGCUAGAGGCCAUCAUCUACGCCUGCCAGCAACACGAGGUUAUACUUCAGAACAACCAGAGGGCAGGCUUCCUGAUCGGAGAUGGAGCAGGGGUCGGAAAGGGACGCACCGUGGCAGGAGUCAUCCUGGAGAACUACCUUAAGGGAAGGAAGAAAUCACUAUGGUUCAGCAUAUCCAAUGACCUGAAAUUUGAUGCAGAGAGGGAUCUCAAAGACAUAGAUGCUCAGAAUAUUCCUGUGCAUGCCUUAAACAAGAUUAAGUAUGGAGACACAGCUACCUCAGAAGGAGUCCUGUUUGCGACUUACUCUGCGCUGAUUGGAGAGAGCCAGGCAGGAGGGCAGCACCGGACGAGAAUUAAACAGAUCAUAGAUUGGUGCAAGCCAGACUUUGACGGAGUUAUUAUUUUUGACGAAUGCCACAAAGCCAAGAACGCCACAUCUACAAAGAUGGGCAAGGCGGUGCUUGACCUGCAAAACAAGCUGCCCCGGGCCAGAGUGGUGUAUGCCAGUGCCACAGGUGCCUCUGAGCCAAAGAACAUGAUCUAUAUGAGCCGCCUGGGGAUCUGGGGUGAGGGCACGCCCUUCAGAGCCUUUGAUGACUUCCUGCACGCCAUCGAGAAGAGAGGUGUCGGUGCCAUGGAGAUUGUUGCCAUGGACAUGAAAGUGAGCGGGAUGUACAUCGCCAGGCAGCUUAGCUUCUCAGGGGUGUCUUUCCGCAUUGAAGAGAUCGCACUGGACAAUGACUUCAAACUGGUCUAUAACAAAGCUGCCAUACUGUGGGCGGAGGCGUUGCAGGUCUUCAUGCGUGCAGCCGAUGAGCUGGGCCUGGUCAGCAGGAAGUCUCUCUGGGGGCAGUUCUGGUCGUCUCACCAGCGCUUCUUCAAAUACCUCUGUAUCGCCGCCAAGGUCCGCUGCCUGGUGGAGCUGGCCCAAAAAGAGCUGCAGGCUGGAAAGUGCAUCGUUAUUGGGCUGCAGUCUACUGGAGAGUCCCGAACCAGAGAAGUCCUGGAUGAGAAUGACGGGCAUCUCGACAGAUUUGUCUCUGCAGCAGAGGGAGUGUUCCAGUCUCUUGUAACAAAACAUUUCCCUUCAGAGAAACAGAGGAGAGAGAAGGCACCAGGGAAUAAGAGAAAACGGAAGCCUAGAGGUCGCCAGCCCAAGGUGCCCAAGCACACCAUGGACAGCGGCGGUGUGAUCAACAUUAGCGACGACAGCAGCAGUGACUCCGAUGGCAUGGACACGGACUCCAACUCCUCACCAGACUCCCUGCUAGACAAUGAUGAUGUCAUCUUUGUUAACCACACUAGCUGCCAGACAGCCCGGAUAGAGGAGAUGAAACAGGGCCUCCUCAAUAAAAUAGCCAUGCUGGGAAAAGAACUACCUCUCAAUACCUUGGACGAGCUCAUCGAUAAGUUUGGAGGACCAGAUAAAGUCUCAGAGAUGACUGGUCGUAAGGGUCGUGUGGUGCGGUGUCUUGAUGGCAGCGUCCGUUAUGAGUCACGUGCUGAGCAGGGUCUUACCAUCGACCACAUCAACAUCAAGGAGAAAGAUCGCUUCAUGGGUGCAGAGAAGUUGGUGGCCAUCAUCUCCGAGGCAGCCAGCUCUGGGAUUUCCCUGCAGGCGGACAAGCGAGUGAAAAACCAGAAGCGCAGGGUCCACAUGACUUUGGAGCUGCCUUGGAGUGCAGACAGGGCCAUUCAGCAAUUUGGUCGCACCCAUCGGUCCAAUCAGGUGACAGCCCCAGAGUACAUCUUCCUCAUCUCAGAGUUGGCUGGGGAGAGACGUUUUGCCUCCAUUGUGGCUAAGAGACUAGAGAGCCUGGGUGCAUUGACACAUGGAGACAGAAGAGCCACAGAAUCCAGAGACUUGAGCAAGUACAACUUUGAGAACAAGUAUGGUACCAAGGCUCUUGAUAAAAUCACCAAAGCAAUCCUUGGCCACAUAGAGAACAAGGUGCCCCCUCCCAAAGGCUACCCUGGGGGUGAUGCCACUUUCUUCAGAGACAUGAAAAUUGGAAUGAUGGAUGUGGGCAUCUUUUGUCGAGAGUCUCGUUUUGGGAUCAGUACUGAGAAAGACUGCAGCAUCACCAAGUUCUUAAAUCGCAUCUUGGGCCUGGAGGUCCACAAGCAGAACUAUCUCUUCCAGUACUUCACCGACAACUUUGACUAUCUAAUCGAGAAGGAUAAGAAGGAGGGCAAAUAUGACAUGGGAAUCCUAGACCUAGCCCCGGGUAACGAUGAGAUAUAUGAGGAAAAGCAGGAAACUUUCUUGACAGUUGGAAACCCUCAGGAUGGACAGGUUGUUCUCUAUAAGAUCAGCGUGGACAGAGGCAUGCCCUGGGAGGAGGCCUUCAACAGGUCACUGAAGCUCAACGGCCCUGACGAGGGAUUCUACCUGUCCCUGAAGCUGCGAGGUAACCACCCAUGUGUGCUGCUAGCUGAGCAAGGAAGAGGCAAGAACCUGAUUGUCUACAAGCCUAAUAUUGGCAAGCAGACCCAUCCCGAGAGCCUGGACAACCUGCAGCAGCGUUACCGGAAGUCGACUCCGGAAGAAGCCAGGGACAGCUGGGAGAACCAGUUCACCUUCUCCUUCAAGAAGUGUAGUCAUGCCAACUGGAAUGGCAAGUGUAAGAAAAUAGAAGAAGGUCAGGAGUGUUUGCAGGGCAUGCGCCUCCGCCAGUACCACAUGUUGUGUGGUGCUCUGUUGCGUGUGUGGAAGCGCGUAUCCGAUGUGGUGUCUGACAUCACCAGCUCCAGCAUCCUGCAGAUUGUCCGCCUUAAAACCAAACAGCAUAACAAGCAAGUCGGUAUCAAGAUUCCAGAAAACUGCGUGCCCCGCGUGCGCGAGGAGCUGUUGCAAAUGGACGAGGAGGUGAAGCGGAGACGAAAGGAGAGGGAGCAGCAGGCCGCCGAGCUGCGGCUGGUCGAGGAGCGCAGUCGUAAAAUGGAGCAGGAGAACAAACACCUCCUGGCAAAUCUGUUCAACUCCAAGCCCAUGCUCAACCACUCCCUCGUUCGGUCUCUCCCCCAGAAUCAGAUCUCUCCGCAACAGAGACUGCAGGCCCAAACCCAGUCCCCUUUACAGCAGCAGCCCCUGUUGUCCUUACAGAGAAAUCCCAGCCAAACCCAGCAAAGGACCCACAUCUGGCCAAACAACUCCACCGCCACCAGCCAGGGCCCCGUCCCCAACACGGUUAGCAUCCGCUCCAACUUCUCACAGUUUUACCCCCAGUCCUUUGUAACCCCUUUUCAGCAGCCGAAGAACCCAUCUCGUCCACUCCAUCAGACCACGCUGUCUUCCAAGAAUCCCCUGGAUGAGAUCUUGGACCUGACUGUGAGCUCGCCGUCUCCCUCCCCAGACACCACGGAGGGCGGACUGCAUCUGGACAGUCUAGGGGUGCACGCAGCAUUCGGAGAUGACUUUAACCUGGAGUCUCUGAUCUCCCAGAGUGCACCGAAUGCCCAGCAGGCCGCACCAGUACAGCAGCCUAUUUUGCUACAGCAGCAGCAGCAGCAGCAGCAGCAAACAUCUGCAGGCAACACCGCAGCAGAACCACAGCCUGCUCGCCAAUAACCAAGACUUAUUAGAUUUAUUUGACCUGCCCCUUUCUCCCCAGAUGCCCACACAGAAAGCCAGCCCUUCACCCUCUACCUCCUCCUGCUCUUCCUCCACGUCCUCCACCUCCAACAACCUGGCUCCGCACGUCUCCACCGGCCUCCUGCCCGCAUCCGCCCUCAUCCCGACAUCGUCCUCCUCUUCCCUCUUCUCCAACCCGUCCCCGUCCUCCUCUUUGUUUUCCAACUCUUCGCCUCACUUCUCCUCCAACUAUCUCCUCCCUCAGUCAGACUCGCUGUCCUUACCCAACGGCCACUCCGGCACCCUAGACGUUCGCGAGGCUCUGAACAGCAUGCUACAGCGCGGUCUGGACCGGACGUCUGUCAUUAGGUACCGGCAAGAAGACUCGGAGCUUUAACAGCAACCGCUCGUCUGGACUUUGUUUUCCUUUCGGGUCAUUUUGUUUUGUCUUUUAAAGCAGAUUGUCUUGUUUGCUGCUGUCUAUGAUCGCACCCACGGACCUACUCCCUCUCCCCUCAGGGCCUAUAGUCACAUCACUGCCUGUCCUGCACUCGGCUCACCCUGCUCUUUAUCCACCUGUAGCGUUCACCUGCUUGAGGCUGUUUAGGCGAUAGCAGGCUCCAUCAGUAUCCGAUUUCUGCACCAAAGUGUGUCCUCCACAGUGAAUGGCAGCUGUGAAAACAACAACCGUGAUAACUGUAUUUUAUUGCAUAUACGAGCUGUCAACAAACAACAAAAGCUCAUUCAUCGAGGUUCGGAAAUCUGUAAUAAGCCUCCCCGCUGCUGAUUUUACGAGGUAUGAUUGGUGAAGUUGCUGGAAGCUCUAAAUGCCUUUCACCAGUUAAAACCAUAUCUUUAGACUUUGCUUUACUGCUACUUCGCUUCAUGGCCGUUUUUGUCUUGACUAAAACAAGGCUGUAUGCAAGGCUUGGUUUGAGUGAAACAAAAGAUAGCGUUGAACUGGAAGAUGAGGAAAAAAAACAACAAAAACAGAUUAAAUCUUUUAGCUGAUAAGCCAUGAAAUGCCUCAGUUUUCAUUUGUUUUUUCUUCUACAUGCUCCCUCUUGUUUCUCUCCCUGCUUGUAUGAACACUAGUGUGAGGAAAAAGGGAGAGGAAGAGCAGUCUGCUGUUGCAAACAGUGCCUUUUGGAGAAAUCUUUAAAUGCAGUCUUUAAAAAUCCAUGUAGCCUAAUGUAUAGAUUUGUACUCUUGGUUAUUCAUUUUAAUUUAAACAUGGUAUAUUUGUAUUUAACUUUUAGCCCCCUCAGUCAGUCAGUCAGUCGUUUGUGUUACACUAUGGUGGUGGGUUUCAGGAAGAAGCCUCCGUUAAGCCUGUAUGUGCUCGUAUGAUUGUGUGGACUUGUCCUUUUUUCUGUGUUCUUCUGUCCCCGUUGAUAUGACAUUGUGCUUUUAUUAUUGAGCAGCAUGGAUAGGAAUUGUGUCCCAAAAUUUUAUCUCCCUAUUUUUAUUUUUUUUUAUUUUAAGCUGACGAUAACAUUUAGUGAUGUGACUCCUGGUUUUGAUCUGAUUUUGAAUUUCUCAGGAACGUCUCGAAUGCUUUGUUGUUGGUGUCGUUUUGACCAACAAACAUAUAUAUAUAUAUAUAUAUAUAUAUAUAUAUAUAUAUAU
Perca flavescens (yellow perch) is the source of this 6289-nucleotide messenger RNA. RefSeq names its product strawberry notch homolog 2b (gene sbno2b). Gene Ontology annotation, cellular component: nucleus. Bases 269 to 4657 code for a protein of 1462 amino acids. The record is from RefSeq and is a predicted model, not a curated record. The transcript is spliced from 32 exons. Gene Ontology annotation, biological process: regulation of DNA-templated transcription. Gene Ontology annotation, molecular function: chromatin DNA binding; histone binding. Lineage: Eukaryota; Metazoa; Chordata; Actinopteri; Perciformes; Percidae.